CCUCAGGCUACUUCCUGUAGGGUGUGUGUGUGAGAGAGUGAGGGACUGCAUCUACUGAGAACCCAUCUCCUGCUGUAAACCGAGAUGUCGAAAUCAUUGAAGAAGAUAGUGGAGGAAAGCAGAGAGAAGAAUGUGCCCGAGGUUGACAUGUGUGAGAGAGGCAUCUCUAAUAUGCUGGAUGUCCCAGGCUUGUUCACCUUGUCCAAUAUCACUCAGCUGAUUCUCAGCCACAACAAGCUGACUGCCGUCCCGCCAAACAUUGCUGAUUUGAAAAAUCUAGAAGUUCUCAACUUUUUCAACAACCAGAUUGAAGAACUGCCGACACAGAUUAGCAGCCUGCAAAAACUAAAACAUCUCAAUUUGGGCAUGAACAGGUUAAACACAUUACCUAGAGGAUUUGGUUCACUUCCUGCUCUAGAAGUACUUGAUUUGACGUACAACAAUUUGAAUGAGAGUUCUUUGUCUGGAAAUUUUUUCUAUCUAACCACCCUGCGUGCUCUCUAUCUAAGUGACAACGAUUUUGAAACCCUGCCGCCAGAUAUUGGGAAACUCACAAAGUUGCAGAUCAUCAGUCUUCGGGAUAAUGAUCUUAUAUCAUUACCUAAAGAGAUAGGCGAACUGACACAGCUUAAAGAACUUCACAUCCAAGGGAACAGAUUGACUGUUCUGCCCCCAGAACUAGGUAAUUUGGAUCUCACUGGACAAAAGCAGGUAUUUAAAGCGGAGAACAAUCCCUGGGUGACACCCAUUGCCGAUCAGUUCCAACUGGGAGUGUCUCACGUUUUUGAAUACAUCCGUUCAGAGACCUACAAAUAUCUUUAUGGAAGACACAUGCAAGCCAACCCCGAGCCUCCAAAGAAGAACAACGACAAGUCCAAGAAGAUUAGCCGCAAACCACUCGCAGCCAAGAAUAAAUAGAUCAUCGAUAGGCGCUGAGCUCGGAAUAUGGCUAAUUGUUUUUUAUUUAUUUCCUGAUAUACAUUGUAUAGGGAUCACUAACACAAAAAUAAUCCUUCCAUUGUUAAGCUUUUUAUUAUGUCCUGCUUAUUUGGCAAGCGCAACCAUAUAAUACUUUGAUGGCUCAAACAGUUGAAAAGUGACUGUUACUUUUUUGUAUUUUAUUAUGUAUUUGUUCACUGGCAUUACUUAUUUUGCUCUUCAUUUAUACAUAUAUCUUAUAUUCACACAA
This is a messenger RNA of Pelobates fuscus (common spadefoot toad), 1189 nucleotides long. RefSeq names its product Ras suppressor protein 1 (gene RSU1). Lineage: Eukaryota; Metazoa; Chordata; Amphibia; Anura; Pelobatidae. Gene Ontology annotation, molecular function: protein binding. The transcript has 9 exons. The coding region runs from base 85 to 918 and encodes 277 amino acids. The record is from RefSeq and is a predicted model, not a curated record.